Molecule: messenger RNA, 5577 nt
Organism: Xyrauchen texanus (razorback sucker)
Lineage: Eukaryota; Metazoa; Chordata; Actinopteri; Cypriniformes; Catostomidae
Product: C-Jun-amino-terminal kinase-interacting protein 3-like
Exons: 32
Coding region: 597-4583 (1328 amino acids)
Biological process (GO): vesicle-mediated transport
Cellular component (GO): cytoplasm
Molecular function (GO): signaling receptor complex adaptor activity; MAP kinase scaffold activity; JUN kinase binding
Source: RefSeq, a predicted model, not a curated record
GCGCGAGUCACCCACCGCUCGAGCAGCCAGCAACGGAAACAGCAUCACGAGCCCCCGCCGCCCUGUCAACCACCGAAUUGAUUUAUUUACCAAAUAUGACCAAUCUGCUAUAAUGCUCAAAAGUAAUACCCCACUUUCAUGACAGCGAUCGCCUAUGGUAGGCUAGCUCUUUUUUCUUUCUUUAUUUCCCCCCUGUUGUUCUCCAUUGAUUAUUCAGUAAUGGCUGCGGCUGUCAAGAGGCAGGUGCAUCGUCAGGCGCUCGUUGGGCGUGAUGUGAUGGAUUCCGCUCGAGCACAGCGAUGAGAUCCGCGGAACCGAGGUCAGCUUUUCCCGUCAGCCGUCAACUCGUCCCCUCGCGAGCGCUCUGUGUGUAUUGAGCAAAUUUGUAAUACAUUUCCAGCGGGUUUUCAAGCCGAAGUCCGGCUGAUGCUGGUGGCAUCGGGCCAUGGAGUGAAGUGGCACCAUGCACACCUGAUGACAUUCUCAUUAAUUCAUAGAAACCUUUGCUUUUGGAUGAGCAAAAAUUUCGAGUUGCUUUUUCGUGUCGUGCCACCGCUUAUUUAUUUAUAAUUUUUCUAAUACCGAGCGCCGCCGAGAUGAUGGAGCUGGACGAGGUGGUGUACCAGGACGAUUAUGGGGCCGUUUCUGUCAUGUCAGAGCGGGUGUCGGGCCUCGCCAGCAGCAUUUACCGGGAGUUCGAGCGCCUCAUCAAGAGCUACGAUGAGGAGGUGCUGAAGGAGCUGAUGCCGCUGGUGGUGAACGUUCUGGAGAACCUCGACUCGGUGCUGACGGAGAACCAGGAGCACGAGGUGGAACUGGAACUUCUCAAGGAGGACAACGAGCAGCUCAUCACACAGUAUGAACGGGAGAAAGCGCUGCGCAAACAGGCAGAGGAGAAGUUCAUUGAAUUUGAAGAUGCUUUGGAGGCAGAGAAGAAGGAGCUGCAGUCCACAGUUGAGAUUUUAGAGUUACAAUCAAAACAGCUGGAGCUGAAGACCAAGAACUAUGCUGACCAGAUUUCUCGUCUGGAAGAGCGAGAAUCAGACAUGAAGAAAGAGUAUAAUGCCCUUCACCAGCGCCAUACAGAGAUGAUACAGACGUAUGUGGAACACAUUGAACGCUCCAAGAUGCAACAGGCGGGCAGCAACCAGUCCGAAUCCACAGGCUGCGGACGAACUCAACAACAUAAACAGAGGAAAAGUAAAACAGAGCGGCCCCCAUCGUUGAGUUUGUUUCCUGGUGGAGAUGGCAUGGUACGUGGGGGUCCUGGGGGGGCUAGAAUGGUUUCGUCAGAUGCCUGGCAUUCCAGCGAUCUCUGCAGACUUGUCUAUGGCCCUGGCUACCAGGAGGAUGGUUCAGAUUCAGACUCUGUUGCAGCCACACCCAGCAGCACAGGCAGCAAAUCGAACACUCCCACUUCGUCUGUUCCCUCGGCAACAGUUACUCCUCUAAACGAUGGGCAAGUGACUGUGGGAGAGUUUGAGAUGUCCCAAGGUCGAGGCCUCAAGAAUGCAAAGCGUCUCAGCAGAAACAUGGAGGUGCAGGUCUCUCAGGAAACCAGGAACGUCAGCAUUGGUAUGGGCAGUAGUGAUGAGUGGUCAGAGUUUCAGGAAAUCAUAGACUCAACACCAGAGCUAGACAUGUGCUUGGACCCUCGAAUCUUUGGAGGAGGAAACAGUCCUUCUCAGGGCAUUGUGAACGAGGCAUUCGGCAUCAACACAGACUCACUGUACCACGAGAUCAAAGACGCCAAAUCUGACAUCAUUGGGGAUGUGGACGCAGGAGCAGAACUUCUUGGAAUGGGGAAAGAGGUGGAAAAUCUACUAACAGAGAACAAACAGCUGCUGGAGACCAAGAAUGCCCUGAACAUUGUGAAGAAUGACCUGAUUGCUAAGGUGGAUGAGCUAUCGAGCGAACAAGAAGUUCUUCGGGAAGAGCUUGAAACAGUGAAGCAGUCCAAGAGCAAAGUGGACCAGAGAGUUAAAGAACUAGAGGAAGAUCUAAAGAGGUUGAGAGCUGAAGCAUUAGGAGCAUCUCUGGACUCUAAAGAUGAGGGUGGAGAGGAUUACUCAUCUCCGCUGCAGGAUGAUGUUGCCAUGACGCAGAGGCGACGGUUCACACGUGUAGAGAUGGCGCGUGUACUGAUGGAGCGGAACCAGUACAAGGAGAGACUGAUGGAGCUUCAGGAAGCUGUGCGUUGGACCGAGAUGAUCAGAGCUUCUAGGGAGAGCCCAUCACUUCCUGAGAAGAAGAAAUCCAUAAUCUGGCAGUUCUUUGCACGUCUUUUCAGUUCAUCUGCAAGCCCACCUCCAGUUAAACGGCCUUACACCAGUGUUAACAUCCACUAUAAGUCUCCAUCUCCUGCUGGCUACAACCAGAGACGCUCUCAAACCAUGUGCCAGAUUUCCACCUCCAACUGCAUACUGGAGUUCCUGCCUGAAGAACUGCCCAGUAAUGGUGUUGCAUCUCUUCUCAGCGAUUCAGCACUCUGUACCCGCAGAGAGCAGCGUCGAGAACAAUACCGGCAGGUGCGCGAGCACAUGCGCAGGAAGGACGGACCAAUGCAGACCUGCGGCUGGAGUGUCCCACCCCGAUUCAAACAGAAUGGCUCCCAGGCGGACAGCACUCAAGAUGCCACAGCAAAGAGGACGCAGGCCAAUGAGAAAGAGGAUAAUCGCAUGAAAAAUGUCCCUGUGCCAGUAUAUUGCCGCCCUCUGGUGGAGAAAGACCCCAACAGGAAGUUGUGGUGUGCAGCUGGUGUGGAUCUUACUGGUUGGAACACCAAUCCGGAGACUGCUGGUGUGAAGCCAUCCAAUGGCUCUGAUCCAUUGACAGUAGAGGAUGGAGGAGACAACAAGGGUGAGCAGAGCUCUCCAGAGAAAAAGAAGCCUAAGGAGCUGCAUGAGAUGGACUCCAUGAACAGCCGUGUAUGGAUUCUGACCAGCACUCAUUCAGCCAGUAAUGUGGUCAUCAUUGAUGCAAACCAGCCCUGCUCACUGGUCGACCAGUUUAAUGUGUGCAAUGCCCAUGUGCUCUGCAUCUCCAGUGUACCAGCGGCCAGUGAGAAUGAUUAUCCAGCAGGUGAGAUCUUUUUGGAUCAGCAGGGUGGUGAUGGAGCAUCAGAGGAGAAGGGUGGAGUGGAGGGAAUGUUGGCUGGGAUCACAAUUGUGGGCUGUGCCACUAACUGCAGUGUAGUACGCAGCAACUGUUCAUCUCGCACUGAUACACCCGUGCAGGACCGAAGUCAAGCUCCUACAGCUCCAGUUUGCAGAAGCUUGGCAGUUUCACAGUCAGCGGAGGAAGCGACAGAAGCCAUUGAGGUGUCAGAGGAGGCAGAGCAAAGUGAAAAUGCAGACAAUGCCCUCGGAUCUUUCACAGAACAUGUCUUUACUGACAACACACACAGUGAAGCAGGUGUCCCGAAGGAACAAGUGACAUCAGCGCCUACAGACUCAGGGGAGGCAGGAAAUGACCGUGCAGGAACAAGUGCUGCUCCUACCAUGUGGCUGGGAGCCCAGAAUGGCUGGCUUUAUGUCCAUUCUGCAGUGGCAAACUGGAAGAAAUGCCUCCAUUCCAUCAAACUCAAAGACUCUAUACUGAGUUUGGUGCAUGUGAAAGGGAGGGUUCUUGUUGCAUUAGCUGAUGGCACUCUUGCAAUUUUCCAUAGAGCUGAAGAUGGACAAUGGGACCUAUCAAACUAUCAUCUAAUGGAUCUGGGUCGACCCCACCACUCCAUUCGAUGUAUGGCUGUGGUGCAUGACAAAGUGUGGUGUGGUAACAAGAACAAGAUCUAUGUCAUCCAGCCUAAGAGCAUGCAGAUCGAGAAAUCAUUUGACGCUCACCCACGCAAGGAAAGCCAGGUGAGGCAGCUUGCAUGGAUUGGUGAUGGCGUCUGGGUUUCAAUUCGUUUGGAUUCAACACUCCGCUUGUACCACGCACUCACACACCAACAUCUACAAGACGUGGACAUUGAGCCUUAUGUCAGCAAGAUGCUAGGUACAGGAAAGCUGGGGUUUUCAUUUGUCAGGAUAACCGCCCUGCUGAUUGGAGGAAACCGGUUGUGGGUGGGAACUGGAAAUGGUGUCAUCAUCUCUAUUCCUCUGACUGAAACCGUAGUGCUUCAUCGAGGUCAGCUCCUCGGACUGAGGGCCAAUAAGGUGUCACCCACGUCGUCAGGGGGCGUGAUCCAUGUAUAUGCAGAUGAUAGUAUCUCUGAAAAGAGUAGCUUCAUACCAUACUGCUCUAUGGCUCAGGCUCAGCUCUGUUUCCAUGGACACCGAGAUGCAGUCAAGUUCUUCGUGUCAGUGCCAGGAAAUGUGUUGGCCACCUUGAAUGGUAGUGUGCUGGACAGCCCAUCAGAGUCGCAGGGGUCCUCGGUAGCCCCAGCAGACACAGAGGCACAGAGCCUUCUGAACGUGCUGGUGCUGAGUGGAGGGGAGGGUUAUAUCGACUUCCGAAUUGGUGAUGGCGAGGAUGAAGAGGCAGAGGAAGCCGAGGGUGAAGCCCCACAGAUGAAGUCAGCAUUGUCUAAAGCAGAGAAGAGUCAUAUCAUUGUGUGGCAGGUGUCUUAUGGGCCAGAGUGACUCAUACAGACACCUGCCCCCUACCGCUCAAUAACGCACCCAAAGACAGAGUAUGAAACCUGAUCUCUUUCUGUAUCUAUGCCCCAAAUUCUGUACCUAUGCUAUGUAACUACCACAGCCUUGUAACUACCCCUUUAAAAGUCCUAUAUUGACCCCUUUAGUCUGUAUUUUCCUACCCUAAAUUCGAACUUCCUGAACGAUCCUUCAUUUCACGUCGUAACUUCCCCUCCCUCCCUACAAAAAGACAAACCACCUGCAUCUUGUGAUUGAAUGGCAAUUUCAAAUUAAAUACAUGUAAACAUCUUAAACCAGUACCAAACUACCAUCCUGAAAGAACUACCCAGUUUUAGACAAAUACCUGAAGACCCUUACCUUUACGUUCCUCAGCACACAGCUCACUGAAUGGAGACAGGAACUCAUUGCAUAGAGUUUCAGAGGAGCAGUUAGCUGAAUGGAACAAUUUCAACAAAAAUGUCUUAAUUUGUCCAUGAGGCUUUGUGUAGAUGGCCAAUACCACCUGGCUCUGUGUGUAGCCACAGGAUAAAAGAGGUAUGCAAACAGAAUGUAAAUAAUGGAGUUCAGUAUGCACUGAAGAGAGAAAGCGAAAAAAUAAUGAAUAAUUGAGAGGAUAAUCAAAUAAUGUGGAGGUCAGAAUCUUCCACAACCCAAAGGAGUGUUUUCAAUGCAUACUAAGUAUAUAUGUAAAAGAACAUAGUAAUGGAUUAGAUACAUUUAGAUAAAUGGAUUCAAGAACAAUAUCACCAAUUGCAGCAGGUCAUUUUUCAAUCUCAGUGAGAUGUGUGCUGAUUGGAUCUGACAACCUCCCCUUUGGGAUUAACCACGAGGUUGAGGCCUUUGAUUGGCUGCAGGUUUGACAGUCACCCUGUAUGUAAAAUCAUCAUUCUGUGUUCUCUGUGUGGUUAAGUAUUAAGUAAUAAACAUGUUUAUGUGCUAAAGUAUUCUGUGUUAGUGAAACAAUUCACAAUCCUUGAAU